This is a messenger RNA of Zalophus californianus (California sea lion), 531 nucleotides long. Its product is annotated as histone H2B type 1-K. Lineage: Eukaryota; Metazoa; Chordata; Mammalia; Carnivora; Otariidae. The record is from RefSeq and is a predicted model, not a curated record. Gene Ontology annotation, cellular component: nucleosome. The coding region runs from base 14 to 394 and encodes 126 amino acids. The transcript is spliced from 2 exons. Gene Ontology annotation, molecular function: DNA binding; structural constituent of chromatin; protein heterodimerization activity.
UCUGUUGCGAAUCAUGCCUGAACCCGCCAAGUCGGCUCCGGCGCCGAAGAAGGGCUCCAAGAAGGCGGUGACCAAGGCGCAGAAGAAGGACGGCAAGAAGCGCAAGCGCAGCCGCAAGGAGAGCUACUCGGUGUACGUGUACAAGGUGCUGAAGCAGGUGCACCCCGACACCGGCAUCUCGUCCAAGGCCAUGGGCAUCAUGAACUCGUUCGUCAACGACAUCUUCGAGCGCAUCGCGGGCGAGGCGUCCCGCCUGGCGCAUUACAACAAGCGCUCGACCAUCACGUCGCGGGAGAUCCAGACGGCCGUGCGCCUGCUGCUGCCCGGGGAGCUGGCCAAGCACGCCGUGUCCGAGGGCACCAAGGCCGUCACCAAGUACACCAGCGCCAAGUGAACAGAUAUAGAAAUCAGAAUAAAAAGCCGGAAUUUGUGAGAAAAGGACAGGGAUUGAGACAGAAGAUAAGUCAGAGGCAAUAGUCCAUUCCCAGAUGAAAAUCUGUAAAGACUAAGUUUUCGAAACUACGAUGUGGA